AUGAACUCAAUCAAGAGCAAACUCAUCACUGAAGAAAUAAAUCAUCAAACUCGAACUCGUAGUAACACCGAUCCAAAACCAACAAAAAGAUCACACUCUAAUUCCAUCGCAUCCACAGACUCGGGAUAUGCAAGCGGAUGGGAUUCCAUUCAUUUCUGUUCAAAGGGAUCAUUUCGACACAAUUCUUUAUUUAAUGACGACCAUCCGACAUGUGAGGGACAUCCUAUAGGUUUUGAGUACGGGGAUGAUAUUAAGGUACUUUAUGUCGGAGAAGCGAAAGUUGCGAAUUUGAGAGAACAAAUGGGAAAAUCGAGGGCAAUUAUCAUUGGUUCAUCAUCACGGGAAAAUAAAUUAGGAAGCGCAUAUAGAUAUUGCAGAAAUAGGUGUGAGGCGUGUACUGGCAGUAGCUGGAUAUCAGAAAAGCCAACACCGAUACGAAGGGGGAAGAUGGUGAAAGAUGAGCGGGGUCGUAUAGCACCGGUUUAUUGUGAUGAAGGACCUAUUGAUUUGGGAAGGAGAAUUGCUUGGGAAUCUAUUAGGACUGUUUCUUUGAAUGCCUGCGGUACAAGCUCGGAGUGGAAUGGAAGGAGGGGUAGAACCGAGUGUGAGGCAUUUAUGGAGUUGGGGUUUUAG
Sclerotinia sclerotiorum 1980 UF-70 is the source of this 633-nucleotide messenger RNA. RefSeq lists its product with no specific name. The coding region runs from base 1 to 633 and encodes 210 amino acids. The record is from RefSeq and is a predicted model, not a curated record. Lineage: Eukaryota; Fungi; Ascomycota; Leotiomycetes; Helotiales; Sclerotiniaceae. The transcript has 2 exons.